UUCAAUCUUUCAGAAACAGGUACCGAACAGACGAGCAUCGUUAAGAUAUCUGAAUUCUUGAAAAAUCUGUUUCGAGUAUGAGGUCUGUUUUGGUACUAACGACGCUGAUAGUGACCAUCCUUGGGGGAUCACUUAAUGGAUGCGAUUCCAAGGUGGUGCAGUUCAUUUUCGGGGACUCUCUUUCGGACGUUGGCAACAACAACCGGCUGUCGAGAAGCCUUGCCAAGGCCAACUUGCCAUGGUACGGCAUCGAUUUCGGCAAUGGACUCCCUAAUGGGAGGUUCUGCAAUGGCCGCACCGUUGCAGAUAUUAUCGGCGAUGAAACGGGUCUUCCAAGGCCGCCUCCAUUUCUUGAUCCGUCUCUAACAGCGGACGUGAUUUUGGAAAAUGGAGUGAACUAUGCCUCAGGAGGUGGAGGGAUCUUGAAUGAAACAGGGACAUACUUUAUUCAAAGGUUUUGUCUGUACAAGCAAAUCGAGCUCUUCCAGGGAACACAGCAGCUGAUCAGGAAUAAGAUCGGCGUGAAUGCAGCUCAGAAGUUCUUCCAAGAAUCCCAGUAUGUUGUUGCCUUAGGAAGCAAUGACUUCAUCAACAAUUACCUGAUGCCAGUUUACAGCGAUUCGUGGAAAUACAACGACGAGGCUUUCGUCAAUUACAUGACUGAGACACUCCAGGCACAACUUGAGUUAUUGCACAGCUUAGGGGCAAGGCAGCUAAUGGUGUUUGGGUUGGGGCCAAUGGGUUGCAUUCCGCUCCAAAGGGUGUUAAGUUCAUCGGGGAACUGUCAAGAUAGGGCGAACAAAUUGGCGCUCAGCUUCAAUCGUGCCACGAGCCAGAUGCUGGAGAAAUUGUCAGGGAAACUCGUCGAUGCCAGCUAUAAAUUCGGCGAUGCUUAUGAUGUUGUCAACGAUGUUAUAAGCAACCCACAGAAAUAUGGAUUCAACAACUCGGACUCGCCUUGCUGUUCUUUCGGAAGUAUCAGGCCUGCCCUCACGUGUAUUCCUGCAUCAACAUUGUGUUCAGACAGGAGCAAGUAUGUGUUCUGGGACGAGUACCACCCAACUGAUUCCGCUAACCAAAUUAUCGCCAAAGAGCUUAUCAAAAAGUUUGGAUUUUCGCGUGUGAAUGGCAGCGAUGCUCCUUCCAGUGCACCAGCCAUUGCACCGACCUUUGCACCAGCCAUUGCACCAUCACCGCGAGGUUAAGUCUUUGUUGCAGUUGCAGAGAGGCCUCUACUUACACUUGUUCCAUUGUUCAGUAAAUGGAGAACUGCAUUUAGUAAUGUUCAGCAGUCGAGAUCAUGCUAAAUAACAGUACAUUUUUGGUACUAGUGUGCGUGUUUGUUUCAAAGUGUCUUUUCCCAACCUGUUAUAAAGGGCUUGCUGAUCACUGCCUUCUUCA
Eucalyptus grandis is the source of this 1401-nucleotide messenger RNA. RefSeq names its product GDSL esterase/lipase At1g74460. The transcript has 5 exons. Lineage: Eukaryota; Viridiplantae; Streptophyta; Magnoliopsida; Myrtales; Myrtaceae. Bases 78 to 1205 code for a protein of 375 amino acids. Gene Ontology annotation, molecular function: hydrolase activity, acting on ester bonds. The record is from RefSeq and is a predicted model, not a curated record.